Cynara cardunculus var. scolymus (artichoke) is the source of this 966-nucleotide messenger RNA. RefSeq lists its product as uncharacterized. The transcript has a single exon. NCBI's taxonomy places the organism in Eukaryota, Viridiplantae, Streptophyta, Magnoliopsida, Asterales, Asteraceae. Bases 1 to 966 code for a protein of 321 amino acids. The record is from RefSeq and is a predicted model, not a curated record.
AUGGCGGUUUUCGCUAGAACAAAGCGGGUUUCCGAUCGGCUAGAUGACCGUGUGAAGGAUAGUAUCGUCGGCCGUCAUCGGAGAGAACCGGUGUAUGUUAGCAGUGGAAGCGAACACAGCGCCACCGGUAGUGGUGGACGUAAUGAGGAUUCAUCGUCUUCACCUCAUCUUUCGAAUCUGCUUCAUUGCUUUCUCGAGCAAUCAGAAGGAGAAGAAGGAGGAGGAGGUGGUGGUGUAGGUUGUAAUAGCGACGCCGAUGAUGACGGUAAGGAAUAUGAUUCGGAUUCCGAUUUGGAUUGUGAAUCUGAUCGUACGGAUGCAAUUGUUGAAAUUGUGGUUUCGAUGUUGAGGAAGCAAAAUGUUGAUAGAUUCAGAAGUGUGUUGUUGGCUAAUGUUUUGAAAGGUAUGGAGAUUUUUCACUCCUUGAGACCUAACAAACAAAUUCUCCAUAGGAAUUUAAUGUUAUUUCUUCAAAAUGUUGGUUACAAUGCGGCGAUUUGUAAGACGAAGUGGGAGGGAUGUGGCGGACUUACCGCCGGUAAUUACGAGUUUAUCGACGUUGUCCGAUCUGAUUCCGGCGUUCGCUACUACAUAGAUCUCAACUUCGCCGGAGAGUUCGAGAUCGCCAGACAGACCAAUCAUUUCGACCGCCUAUUGCAGAUCCUUCCGACGGUUUUCGUUGCCAAAAGUGAAGAUCUAAAACAGAUGGUGAAGUUGAUGAGCGAUGCCGCGAGACGUUCGUUGAAGAGUAGAGGAUUACUCCUCCCUCCCUGGAGAAAAAACCGGUUCAUGCAGAACAAGUGGUUCGGUCCGUACCGACGGACGGUGAGCUACACCCCGACGAAUAUGUCGUCGGCGUCUGCAGUUCCGGCGAAUUCAACACCGUCUACCGUCAAAUGUCGUUCGGUCGGAUUUAACGCCGUUAGUAACACCCCGUUGUUUCCCGCGGCAACCCGUACGAGAUAA